Messenger RNA from Impatiens glandulifera, 1437 nucleotides. Its product is annotated as probable serine/threonine-protein kinase PBL5. Lineage: Eukaryota; Viridiplantae; Streptophyta; Magnoliopsida; Ericales; Balsaminaceae. The transcript is spliced from 5 exons. The record is from RefSeq and is a predicted model, not a curated record. Gene Ontology annotation, biological process: protein phosphorylation. Gene Ontology annotation, molecular function: ATP binding; protein kinase activity. The coding region runs from base 75 to 1274 and encodes 399 amino acids.
AGAGAGGAGAGAGAGAGGAGAAAUAUAACACACCAUUUACAUCUCAGAUAGAAGAUAAUAAUACCAUAAAGGAUAUGGGGUGUUUUUCGUGUUCUCAAAAGUUAGUAAGGCGGGUGGAGAAGGAAAAGACAAGCGAUCGUUCACAAUCCAGCUCAGAUCAGCUUAAAAGUGCAACAAAGGAAACAAGAUUGGUUAACAAAUCUGUGGAUGAUGAACAUAAAGAUACCAAAAAGGGUUCUAAAUUGGUCAAGAAUGCUAAGAAAGUGGCUAGUAUAACCAAAGCAAAGUCAUUUACAUUCGAUCAAAUGAUAGAAGCAACAGAAAACUUCAGAUCAGAUCUAUUGUUGGGUGAGGGAGGUUUCGGUAAGGUCUACAAAGGGAUGUUAGAUAACCAGGUUGUAGCUAUCAAGCAACUUGACCGAAAUGGAUUACAAGGGAUAAGAGAGUUUGUCGUGGAAGUACUCACUCUAAGUAUGACUGAUCAUCCUAAUCUUGUUAAACUAAUUGGUUAUUGUGCUGAAGGUGAUCAGAGAUUGUUGGUCUAUGAAUACAUGCCUCGAGGAUCACUAGAAGACCAUUUACAUGGUCGUCGAUCAGACAGAAAACAGCUGGACUGGAAUACGAGAAUGAAAAUUGCUGCAGGUGCUGCAAGGGGUUUGGAAUAUUUGCAUGGAAAGAUGAAAUCACCUGUUAUAUACCGUGAUUUGAAGUGCUCCAACAUUCUUCUAGACGCAGACUUUAAUCCCAAACUCUCUGAUUUCGGUAUGGCAAAAGUUGGUCCGAGUGGGGACAAGACUCACGUUUCAACCAGAGUUAUGGGUACAUAUGGAUAUUGUGCACCCGAUUAUGCAAUGACCGGUCAACUCACAUUUAAAUCUGAUAUCUAUAGUUUUGGAGUUGUUCUAUUGGAAAUCAUUACAGGAAGGAGAGCAAUGGAUGAGACAAGACCUCAUGGUGAAAGAAGUCUUGUUGGAUGGGCACGGCCUUUGUUCAAAGAUAGGAAGAAGUUUCCAGAGAUGGCAGAGCCAGCUCUUGAAGGUAAAUACCCAAGAAGAGGAUUGUAUCAAGGUCUAGCAAUUGCAGCAAUGUGUGUUCAAGAAAAGCCCAAUUUACGUCCUGUUGUGGUUGAUGUCGCCACUGCUUUAAAUUACCUUUCUUCCCAAAUAUACGAUGACACUCAAAGUUCGAGAAGGACAUCAGUGACAUCGUCUCCAGAAACAGAGAAUCGAUUGGCAGAUGUUCAGCAGGAAGAUGUGAAGAAGAUGGAGGACUGAAAUGAACCAUCUAAUAAUGAUAAUAAUAAUAAUACAAGCAGAUCAACAUAAUGUCCUAAAAACACAGCUGCGUUUUUAACCUGCGUUACAAGUGUGUUUACUCACUAUGGAUAACAUUUUGAAUUAGUGAAACCUUAAAUCAUCCUAUGUAGUACUUUGAUGA